Linum tenue is the source of this 702-nucleotide messenger RNA. NCBI's taxonomy places the organism in Eukaryota, Viridiplantae, Streptophyta, Magnoliopsida, Malpighiales, Linaceae. The record is from the annotation of a GenBank genome assembly.
AUGAGGAAACUGAUGAAGAGGAAGAAGAAGAAGAAUAGCCAGAAAAACGGCAGUACCAUGUUCCAAGAAAAUGUCAGGAGAAAGGAAACGGGGGAGGAGGAAUCGGCGGCGGCAACGGCGGCGAUGUGGGAUUUGGGGAGCCCGCUGUUUGAUUCCCACGAAGUGGUGUCGGUCAGCCAUUUGAUCGACCGCCACCUGAUGGCUCUGCCGUCGUCAUUGGGCGACGGCGGAUCGAAACAGCUCAGUAGAAAGUUCUCCUCGGCGACGUCGGGCCGCAGUCAGGCUGUAGUUGUACCGGCUCCACUUUCUCCAACUCGCUCCACCGGAGGGCGGGAUAAUGAUGAAACUAUUGCCGUUGCUGGAGGCGGCGGCGGCGGCGGUUCUUCUGAAGAUCGUCGGACGAUGGUGGGUGGGAUGUUAGGUUUCGUGGGCAAGAAGCUAAGGAAAAGAAAUGAGAAGAAGAGAAAGAAGAAAAUAAGUAGGAGCGGGAAGGAAGGUAAGCAGCAGCGGUCGGCCAAGGCAGCCCAGCACAAUGAUGACAUGAACAGGUUUGAAUUCGAUUGCCACCUCUUAAGAGUUUCUUUGCCGACCAGAUUUCCUCUUGUGCUGGCAUUCUGCAAGUCCGGAACGAAUCAACUCUUGGCCCUCGUCUCAAGACGUUACCGACUUCAACUGGCAUCGUCAAGUUCCAUGGACUGCUGA